Messenger RNA from Impatiens glandulifera, 3438 nucleotides. Its product is annotated as putative disease resistance protein RGA3. The coding region runs from base 1 to 3438 and encodes 1145 amino acids. Gene Ontology annotation, biological process: defense response to other organism. The transcript has a single exon. Gene Ontology annotation, molecular function: ADP binding. The record is from RefSeq and is a predicted model, not a curated record. Lineage: Eukaryota; Viridiplantae; Streptophyta; Magnoliopsida; Ericales; Balsaminaceae.
AUGGCUGAUGCAGCUCUAAUCCGUGGUUUACUUUCAAAUUUGGCACCUUUGAUUAAGAAUGAAUUCUCUUUGUUUUGUAAUUAUAACAAGGAGGUUCAAAAGCUAUUGAACACAUUAUCUGCAAUUAAUGCCGUACUUGAGGAUGCUGAGAGAAAGAUCAUGCGGGAGAAGGACAAACAAACUGAAGAUUGGUUGCGGAAACUCAAAGAUGUAGCGUAUGAGGUUCGAGACAUCAUGGAUGAGUGCACCUUUGAAGAUCUUCGUCUUCAAGUUAAAAGGCUUAAUGCCUCCUCUUCAACCUGGAUCCAGGUAACCAACUUUAUCACCCAUCCUUUUAGCAAUACUAAGAAGCGUCUCAAAGUUGGUCACAAAAUUAAGAAUGUUCAAGAGAAACUAGACCAAAUUUCUUCAGAGCGCCAAAACUUACAUUUGCGUGAAUCUAUUCAUGACUCAAAAAUAAUAUACAAGUUUAAUUGGCGUGAAACCAUGUCUCUUCCUAGUUGUAGUCAAUUAUAUGGGAGAGAUAAGGAGAAGAAAGAGAUUAUUGAUAUUCUAGUCAAUAAUUCAUCUAGUGUUAGUGUUGCUAAAGGACUAUCUGUUCUACCCAUUGUUGGAAUGGGGGGUCUUGGUAAAACAACACUUGCCCAAAUGGUCUUCAAUGAAGACAAUGUUUCUAAGCAUUUUGAUCCCAAAAUCUGGGUUUGUGUUUCUGAUGAAUUUGAUAUUAAGUUGAUCAUCAAAGCUAUCUUAAAAGAAGAAAAGGUAGGAGCACUCUUAGAAGAAUUACAGGAAAAAGUUAGAGAUAAAUUGAAAGGGAAAAGAUAUAUGAUUGUAUUGGAUGAUGUUUGGAAUGAAAACGUUGAGGCAUGGAAUCAGUUGAGAUGUAUCUUAGAUUGUGGAUCAAAUGGUGCAUUCCUCCUUACCACGACACGUAAAAGAAAUGUGGCAAGAAUCAUGGAAACGAUUCAACAUUUUGAGUUAUCAUUUCUCUCAAACGAUGAUUGUUGGCUACUUUUCGAACAACGUGCAUUUAUGUGUGGAACACCAAAAACUCCAAACUUUGUUGAUAUUGGAAAAGAAAUAGCUAAAAAAUGUAAGGGUGUUCCUUUACUUGCCAAUGCAUUGGGAAGUCAAUUGGGGUUCAAGGGUGAUGCAAAAGAAUGGUGCAGAAUAAGAGAUAGUGAGAUAUGGGAUAUAUCCCAAAAUGAAGAAUUUGAUGUCUUGCCUAUUCUAAGGCUGAGUUACUAUGACCUUCCAUAUCAUUUGAGAAGAUGUUUUGUGUUUUGUGCUAUAUUUCCUAAGGAUACUGAAAUUAAAAAGGAGAGAUUAAUCCAAUUGUGGAUGGCCCAUGGUUUAAUUCCUACAGUUAAAAAUCAAGACGUUGAAGAUGUUGGGAAUACAAUUUGGAAGGAGUUGUGUUGGAGAUCCUUUUUUCAAGAUGUAAAAGAGAAAAAUAGUAGGUAUGGAAUUUAUGAAACAUGUAAGAUGCACGAUUUUAUGCAUGAUCUUGCCGAAUCUUUUAUGAAAGAUGAAUGUUAUACGAUAGAUGCUAAUAACUCAAGUGACGGUUUAAUACGUGAAAUUCGUCAUGUAAGGGUAAUGGUUGAUGAGUUAGACAAAACAUCAGUUUGUUCUCUUAAGAAAAUGGAAGGGUUGCAAUCAAUAAUGCUCAAUGUCAACAAUUAUAAAAGUAUCAGAAAUAAGUUUUUGAGUGUCUUGAAUGAACUUCCGUCUUUACGUGUUCUUGAAGUAAACUGUAACUUUAUGCACUAUCUAGAUUUGCGUUAUCUGGGACAUCUAAAACAUCUCAGAUACUUAGACGUUUCCAAGAGUGGAAAAACAACAUUACCUAAUAGUAUUUGUAAUCUCUUGAACUUACAAACUCUGAACCUCAUUGAUUGUGAUAAUCUUCGACAUUUGCCUUCAAAUACAAAAGACCUUAUUAACUUGCAACAUCUUUAUUUGGAUGGUUGUGAUAAACUAAAAUAUAUGCCUAGUGGGAUGGGGCAGCUGAAACAUCUCAAGACGUUAAGUUUGUUUGUGAUAGGCAAGAAGAAGAGAGACUUCCAACUAGAUGAAUUAAAAGAAUUGAAUAUCGGCGGAUCAUUGAAAAUUAAGAACCUUGAAAGAGUUAGUGAUGCAUCUAUUAUAAAAGGGAUAAGUAUGGCUAAAAAUACGAGUAUCUCUAGGUUGGAGUUGGAAUGGUCAUCUGAUGAUGAUGAUAAUUAUAAUGAGACCAAGAGUACAAGGCAUGAGAAAAUAGGUGAAGCUUUGGAGGUUUCAACAGGGAGGAUGAAGAUAUUGAAAAUGAGUGGUUACAAAGGUGUGAAUCUUCCUAAAUGGGUGGAAAAGUCAUCUCCUUCCCUAAAUGCUAAUGACAAUGAAAUGAUAGCAAUGUUCCCUUUUUUAGAGGAACUUUCCAUUAGUGAGAUGAUGAAUUUGAGGGAAUUGGUGUCUCCUACUAUUCUUAGUCCCGGAGCAUUCCCUAAUCUAUGCAAGAUGGUUAUAAGAAGAUGCCCAAAGCUAGGGAGAUUGCCGCCACAUCUCAAAGCACUCAAAGUUGUAUGUGUUUGGGGUGAAUGUUCGGAUGAAUUGAUAAAUAGCAUCUGGAAUCUUAAUGGUCUCACAGGUCUGUAUCUUUAUAAAUUGAAUAAUGAUGUGGAGCACAUAUUCACCGUCAACAACAUUAAUGGAAUUGAAGUAGUGUUAUUCCCCUUGUUAAAGGAACUUGUCAUUAAUACGAUGAUGAAUUUGAGGGAAUUGGUGUCUCCUAGUUGUUGGAGUAUUGGAGCAUUCCCUAAUCUAUGCAAGCUGGAGAUAUCGCAUUGCCCAAAGCUAGGGGCCUUGCCAGUACAGCUUCUCAAAGCACUCAAAGAUGUAAGUGUUUUGGGUGAAUGUUCGGAAGAGUUGUUCUAUAGCAUCUCAAAUCUUAGUGCUCUCACUCAUCUCUCUAUUUGUUGCAUGGACAAAAAAAUUAUUUUAUUUCCAGAUGCUAAGGUAUUAAUGUUUGAUGAUUCAUCGUCAACCCUGGGAGAUAAUAAUGAAGCACAAUUAGGAGUACGCUCAACUUUCCAAUCUCUUCAAUCUCUGCGCAUCUGGUCGUGCUCCAAGUUAAGGCGUUUGUUUGAUGAGGGAAUGAUAAUGGAAGAAGAGACAUUAAAGAUUAGUGGAAGCGAGAACCAACAAAACUAUCAUCUUCAAAGACAAACAGAAAGAACAAGAGGUAUCAUCAACUCUCUCACGGAAUUAGAUAUUUAUAAUUGUCCGGAGUUGAUGAUAUCAGUUGAGGAAUUUGGAAACCUCAAUAUUAAUAAUUCACUACAGAGAUUGAAUAUUAAGAAGUGUCCUAAGUUGGUGUCUUCAGAAGAAACAGUCGCAUUCCUAAGUUCCCUUCAAACAAGAUUGAGUCCUGAGAACUUCCAUGUCCAUAUCAAUUAG